AUGGGUAAUUGCAGUUCAAAGGGGGCAUCUGGAAGUCCGGGGCCAGCAAGGCCAGUCUCAAUUCCAUUGCAAAAUUCCACUGCACAGCCUGCCGGAAAUGUCCAUCGCGCACAGCAUUCACAGGGAGCCCGCCCUCCACAGAUUCCCCAUCGAACUGAAAAGCCAAUGUCACCUAAAAUAAGGACCGAGGUCUUAAAUGCUACGCAGAAAGCAUUUGGGAGCCUCAAGUAUGGUGUGAUUGGCGGUACCGCUUUGGCUCAGUAUGGCAAUAGGCGUACCACAUCAGAUGUGGAUGUUAUGGUUCCAGAAGAUGUAAUUGAUGUUAUCGAAGAUCACUUGAUCAAGCAUGGAAUGGUUCGAACAGCAGGAAAAGGAAUAGGAUACAUUGCUUCUGAUGGGAAUUGCUAUGGAAUCGACAUUACCUCAGACAAAGCACUUAGUCAGACAUUUCAGGCGCCACAAACUCAACUCCGAAUUAUGCCAUUGGAUUUCCUUUUAAACUCGAAAGCUUACUCCUUUCUAUCGCGGGUUGGCCCAGACAAGCAGCAGAAAAUGGCUAAUGAUGCACAAGAUAUUCUUUUCCUCCUGGGCUAUAUGAAGAAAAUCAAUUAUAACCUAGAUAAACGACACUGUCGAUGGGUAGUCGAUUAUGAUUUCUGGGCUUUAUUUUGUGCAACUUACAAUUCUGCGGAGCGAGACUUUCAUGCACUUGGAUUGCAGAGAGAUCAGACACCUAGCUCAAGCAACCGUGGAUCAAGGCAUUCUAGCAUGGAGAUAAUGCGUCGUAGAAGUCAAAGCAGCGGCAGCUGGUAA
Botrytis deweyae is the source of this 813-nucleotide messenger RNA. RefSeq lists its product as uncharacterized. The coding region runs from base 1 to 813 and encodes 270 amino acids. The record is from RefSeq and is a predicted model, not a curated record. The transcript is spliced from 2 exons. NCBI's taxonomy places the organism in Eukaryota, Fungi, Ascomycota, Leotiomycetes, Helotiales, Sclerotiniaceae.